AUGGCAGAGAGCUCAGUGUCUAUGGCAAACUUGGAGACGUCCUUCCAGAAGUUUGCAGCCCAUGGAGACUCCAAGGCCACAGGGAAGGAGAUGAACGGCAAGAACUUUUCCAAGCUCUGCAAAGACUGCAACAUCAUCAACGGGAAGGGCGUCACCUCCACGGACAUUGACAUCAUUUUCAGCAAAGUCAAGGCAAAGUCGGCUCGUGUGAUCACAUUUGAGCAAUUCAACCAGGCACUGAUAGAGUUGGCUCCCAAGCGCUUUAAAGGCAAAAGCAAAGAGGAGGCCCUGCAAGAGAUCUACGGUCUCAUUGUGGGGAAGGAGCCCGCUAAUGUCGGAGUCACUAAAGUGACAAAGACCGGUGGCGUGGACAGACUGACUGACACCUCCAAAUACACGGGAGCACACAAGGAACGGUUUGAUGAGUCUGGCAAGGGGAAGGGAAAGACCGGGCGCGAGGAUCCUGCAAACACCAGUGGCUAUGUGGGAUCUUACAAGGGCAGCGGCACUUAUGAAGACAAAGUGAAGAAAGCAUAA
This is a messenger RNA of Solea senegalensis (Senegalese sole), 537 nucleotides long. Its product is annotated as tubulin polymerization-promoting protein family member 3-like. The coding region runs from base 1 to 537 and encodes 178 amino acids. Gene Ontology annotation, molecular function: tubulin binding. Gene Ontology annotation, biological process: microtubule bundle formation; positive regulation of protein polymerization; microtubule polymerization. The record is from RefSeq and is a predicted model, not a curated record. Gene Ontology annotation, cellular component: microtubule. NCBI's taxonomy places the organism in Eukaryota, Metazoa, Chordata, Actinopteri, Pleuronectiformes, Soleidae. The transcript is spliced from 3 exons.